Messenger RNA from Lactuca virosa, 372 nucleotides. The record is from the annotation of a GenBank genome assembly. NCBI's taxonomy places the organism in Eukaryota, Viridiplantae, Streptophyta, Magnoliopsida, Asterales, Asteraceae.
AUGAUUUUUCAGCACUCACAUCAUCUGUCGAUUCUAUCAUCUCACGGCGUUGGUAUCCCCUUCAGGCGGUUUCUCCGGUCAGUGGCUCACUGCUUAACACUUGGGUACAAUUUGACUCUGAUUCGGGAGUUUUGGUAUGUGAUGAUAAUGGCCUCUAGAGCAAUUUUAAGGCAGAGACGACUUCUUCUUCCCAAUUACCUCUAUCAUGUCUCUGAAGCAUUGAAAAGAAAGAUAAAUGCAAGAAUAGAAUUUGCAAAGUUUCUUCAGGAUACAGUUAAAGAGAUGGCAAAAGAGAUCCAAAACAGCAGGAGUGGAGAAGUUAAGAAAACAGCAGAGGAUCUUGAUGAAUUUCUUAGCAAGGCAAGAGUGUAG